Messenger RNA from Phascolarctos cinereus (koala), 1062 nucleotides. RefSeq names its product galanin receptor 3 (gene GALR3). Lineage: Eukaryota; Metazoa; Chordata; Mammalia; Diprotodontia; Phascolarctidae. Gene Ontology annotation, biological process: G protein-coupled receptor signaling pathway. Gene Ontology annotation, cellular component: plasma membrane. Gene Ontology annotation, molecular function: G protein-coupled receptor activity. The record is from RefSeq and is a predicted model, not a curated record.
AUGCCCAACCCACGGAAUGUGUCCUCAGAGGGCCUGAGUACCCACGGGGUCGUGGGCAUUGUGGUGCCCGUGGUCUUCGCCCUCAUCUUCCUCCUGGGCAUGGCUGGCAACAGGCUGGUGCUGGCCGGGCUGCUGAGACCUGGGCAGUCCAAGGACAGCCCCACUGACCUGUUCAUCCUCAACCUGGCCGUGGCUGACCUGUGCUUCCUCAUGUGCUGCAUGCCUUUCCAAGCUGUCAUCUACACCCUGGACAGCUGGCCUUUUGGGACCUUUGUCUGCAAGGCCGUGCACCUCCUCAUCUAUCUCACCGUGUACACCAGUAGUUUCACAUUGGCCGCUGUCUCCAUGGACAGGUACCUGGCUAUCCACCAUCCUCUGCGCUCUCGGUCCCUCCAAACAGCCCAGAAUGCCUGGGCUACCAUUGACCUGAUCUGGCUCCUGGCCCUCCUCUUUUCCGGACUUUACUUCAGCUAUUACUGGACAGUACAGUACGGGCGGCUGGUGCUGUGUGUGCCGGGCUGGGAGGACGAGAGUUGCUGGGCCCUGGACCUGGUCACCUUUGCUGUGGGAUACCUGCUGCCCGUGGCCGUGGUCACAGCCUGCUUCCUCUGGGCGGCCGUGGACCCCAGGAGCCCAGCCUUGGAGGCAAGCUGCCAGUCCAAAGCUCGGGCCGGCCGAGCCAUGUUGGCGGUGGCCGCCCUCUUUGGCCUCUGCUGGCUGCCCCACCACGUGGUCAUCCUGUAUUUCUGGUUUGGCCACUUCUCUUUCAACUGGGCCACCUACACCUGUCGCCUGGCAUCCCACUGCCUCUCUUAUGCCAACUCCUGCCUCAACCCCCUCGUCUAUGCCUUGGCCUCUAAGCACUUUCUGAAGCGUUUCUGCCACCUCUGCCCUUCCUGCUGCCACAGCCACCACCACCAAUGCCUCCAGGCCCAAGGAUCUGAUCCCCACAAGGGGGCCAGGGCCCACCGUCGGGUCCAUGCAGCACCUCAGGCUGGCUCCCCCCACCCCAGGAGGGAAACAUGCUCAGGGAUGCCCCAGCCCCAGAAGGAGGGGCCCUAA